GUACUUCAACUAAAUUUGCAGCAGAGCAAGUUAUUGUACAUGCGUGGAAUGAUACCAUUGAGCAGAGGAUAAGAAGCUCCUUCCUCUUUUAACAAACAAAGGAAUAGGAUCCAAGACAGAGAGAGCACGCGCGCCGGGAAUUUUGCGGCGUCUUCUUCGGUUCCCGAUAAUUAGGAUCUAUCCGGUGCUAACUGCUUACCAACGUAAAAAAAAAAAGGGAAAAUUUUAUUUUUUGUUUUUUUGCUAUUUUUGGGGGGAGGGGAGGGGAAUUGAAGAAGAGGAGGAGCGGAGGGGAGUCUAAAUCUGGCAAACGUCGGGGGAUUGAGGGCGAGGAAGCAGGGGAUCACGGUGGAGGGCGAGGACGCGGAGGAGUGCAGGCCGUGGCGUCGGAGGCUGUCAUCGAUGGCGGUCUCCUGGUCUUCUCUCCUUCGGAUCUCCCUCCUCUUCCUUCUCGCGGCCGCCAUCGUCGCGGCCUUCGCCACCCUCCCCAUGGAAAAGAUUUUGAAGGAUUUUUUGGUUUGGAUCAAGGAGAAUCUUGGUCCAUGGGGUCCUCUUGUUCUGGCUGUGGCGUAUAUUCCUUUGACUGUGUUAGCGGUUCCAGCAUCAAUACUUACACUGGGUGGUGGAUAUCUUUUUGGGUUGCCUGUGGGCUUCAUUGCUGACUCCAUUGGAGCAACAAUUGGUGCAACAGCUGCAUUCGUGCUUGGUAGAACGAUUGGAAGGCAUUAUGUUAUUUCCAGGUUGAAGGAUUAUCCCAAGUUUCAGGCAGUAGCUAUUGCAAUCCAGAGAUCUGGUUUUAAGAUUGUAUUGCUGCUUAGGCUUGUACCAUUGCUUCCAUUUAACAUGCUAAAUUACCUCCUAUCUGUUACUCCUGUUGGCAUUGGAGAGUAUAUGAUGGCUUCCUGGCUGGGAAUGAUGCCAAUUACUCUUGCACUAGUAUAUGUUGGAACAACUUUAAAGGAUCUAGCUGAUGUGACACAUGGAUGGAGUGAGGUUUCUACUACUCGUUGGGUACUUAUAAUAUCAGGGUUUUUAAUAUCAGCUAUCCUUAUGGUAUGCGUUACAAAAGUGGCAAAGUCAUCUUUAGACAAGGCGCUGGCUGAGAAUCCAGAGGUGGAAAGCAUCCUGGUCACACCUCAACUUCCAAUCGUCUCCACUCCAGACCUACACCAACCUCUUAUAAUCAAGAUUGACCCUUCAAUUGAUGAACACAAAAGUUAGAUUCCUUAUUUCUUUGUAAAUUUUUCCAUUCACAGUUUCUUCAGCAUGAUACAGGCUAGUACAAGCAUCAGUUAAAGGAACCAUCUUGCAUUUGAGGCAGCAGUAUGCUUUCUGGGGCUGGUCUCAAUCUUGUAUGAUGUAGGCUUUUCUUUCCUUCUUUCCUUUUUGUCCCCUUAAAUACACACCAGAUGAAUAUACGAAUGUAUUGUGUUACCUGAAAGCAAUGAGACAUGGUGCAACUCUUUCCUUUUUGAAG
Molecule: messenger RNA, 1477 nt
Organism: Elaeis guineensis (African oil palm)
Lineage: Eukaryota; Viridiplantae; Streptophyta; Magnoliopsida; Arecales; Arecaceae
Cellular component (GO): membrane
Source: RefSeq, a predicted model, not a curated record